Molecule: messenger RNA, 3948 nt
Organism: Nannospalax galili (Upper Galilee mountains blind mole rat)
Lineage: Eukaryota; Metazoa; Chordata; Mammalia; Rodentia; Spalacidae
Gene: Ect2
Product: epithelial cell transforming 2
Exons: 25
Coding region: 165-2909 (914 amino acids)
Biological process (GO): intracellular signal transduction; regulation of cytokinesis, actomyosin contractile ring assembly; nervous system development
Cellular component (GO): nucleus; cell cortex
Molecular function (GO): GTPase activator activity; guanyl-nucleotide exchange factor activity
Source: RefSeq, a predicted model, not a curated record
CAAUCGGCAUGGCUCUUAGAGAGAGCCGCUGCGAUUUUGAAUCUCCGGCGGCCCCGGAAGCCAUGGCGGCGCAGCUCGGGCGAGUCGGUGUCUGAGGAGGACAGCGUGGGAGUGCUUGGUUGGAUUUGAGUUUUGAGCGUGCCACCCACAGACUAAUCUGCACAAUGGCUGACAGCAGUGUUUUAGCCACUGCUACCGGGACGGCUAGCUUGGUGGACUCUUCCAUUUUUGAUUCUAAAGUCACUGAAACGUCCAAGGAAAACUUGUGUACAGAAUCUACUUCAUAUGUUGAUGAAGAAAUGCCUCAGGUUCAGACACGAGUGGUACUGGUUCAAGAAGCUGGGAGCCGAGAAGAGCUGCUGAAGGCCGCAAAGACUGUUAAAAUAAUGGAAGUCCCUGUUAUAAAGAUAAAAGAAAGUUGUCCUGGAAAAUCGGAUGAAAAAUUAAUAAAAAGUGUUAUUACUCUGGAAAUUAAAGCGCCGUGUGUCAAGAUGGACUCAAUGGAAGAAUUUGGAGGUUUGGAUUCCCCAGAAUUUGAGAACGUGUUUGUAGUCAUGGACUUCCAGGACCCUAUCUUUGAUGACUUAUACAAGGCUGACUGUAGAAUCAUCGGACCACCAGUUCUGCUCAACUGUGCACGAAUGGGAGAGCCCGUGCCGUUCUCGUGCCGCCCGCUGUACUGUGCAAGCAUGGUGGGCCUGGUGCUAUGCUUCACCGGCUUCAGGAGGAAGGAGGAGCUGGUCAAAUUAGUGACAUUGGUUCAUCAUAUGGGUGGAGUUAUUCGAAAAGACUUUAAUUCUAGAGUUACACAUCUGGUGGCAAAUUGUACACAAGGAGAAAAAUUCAGGGUUGCUGUGAGCCUGGGUACCCCGAUCAUGAAGCCAGAAUGGAUUUAUAAAGCCUGGGAAAAACGGAAUGAGCAAGAUUUCUGUGCAGCAGUUGAUGACUUUAGAAAUGAAUUUAAAAUUCCUCCAUUUCAAGAUUGCAUUUUAAGUUUCUUGGGAUUUUCAGAUGAUGAGAGAACCAACAUGGAAGAAAUGACCGAAAUGCAAGGAGGUAGCUACUUAGCAGUUGGUGAUGAAAGGUGUACUCACCUUGUAGUUGAAGAGAACACAGUAAAGGACCUUCCAUUUGAGCCCUCAAAGAAACUGUAUGUUGUCAAGCAAGAGUGGUUCUGGGGAAGCAUUCAAAUGGAUGCUCGCGCUGGAGAAUCUAUGUAUUUGUAUGAAAAGGCUAAUACUCCUGAGCUGAAGAAAUCAGUGUCCCUGCUGUCUCUGAGCACCCCAAACAGUAAUCGCAAAAGGCGCCGAUUGAAAGAGACACUGGCUCAGCUUUCAAGAGAGACGGACCUCUCGCCUUUCCCUCCCCGCAAGCGGCCCUCAGCUGAGCAUUCCCUUUCUAUAGGAUCGCUCCUCGAUAUCUCCAACACACCAGAGUCUAGCAUUAACUAUGGAGAAACACCUAAGUCUUGUACCAAGUCUUCUAGAAAUUCCACUCCAGUUCCUCCAAAGCAGUCAGCCAGGUGGCAAGUUGCAAAAGAGCUCUAUCAGACCGAGAGUAAUUAUGUAAAUAUACUAGCCACAAUCAUUCAGUUAUUUCAGGUGCCCUUAGAAGAGGAAGGCCAGCGUGGUGGGCCUAUUCUUGCACCAGAGGAGAUUAAGACUAUUUUUGGGAGCAUCCCAGAUAUCUUUGAUGUACAUAUGAAGAUAAAGGAUGAUCUUGAAGACCUUAUUGUUAAUUGGGAUGAGAACAAAAGCAUUGGAGACAUCUUCCUUAAAUAUUCAAAAGACUUGGUAAAGACUUACCCUCCCUUUGUGAACUUCUUUGAAAUGAGCAAGGAGACAAUAAUUAAAUGUGAAAAACAGAAGCCCAGGUUUCAUGCAUUCCUCAAGAUAAACCAAGCGAAACCAGAGUGUGGACGACAGAGCCUCGUGGAACUUCUCAUUCGGCCAGUACAGAGGCUACCCAGUGUUGCCUUACUUUUAAAUGAUCUUAAGAAGCAUACAGCUGAUGAAAAUCCUGACAAAAGCACUUUAGAAAAAGCUAUUGGUUCACUAAAAGAAGUAAUGACACAUAUCAAUGAGGAUAAAAGAAAAACAGAAGCACAAAAGCAAAUUUUUGAUGUUGUUUACGAAGUAGAUGGGUGCCCAGCUAAUCUUUUGUCAUCUCACCGAAGCCUCGUGCAAAGAGUGGAAACAGUUUCUCUCGGCGAGCAGCCCUGUGACAGAGGAGAGCAAGUCACUCUCUUCCUUUUCAAUGACUGCCUUGAGAUAGCAAGAAAACGACAUAAGGUUAUCGGCACUUUUAGAAGUCCUCAUGGCCACACCAGACCCCCGGCUUCUCUGAAGCAUAUCCACCUGAUGCCUCUUUCUCAGAUUAAGAAAGUGCUGGACAUAAGGGAAACAGAAGAUUGCCGGAAUGCUUUUGCUUUGCUUGUGAGGCCACCCACCGAGCAGGCCAACGUCCUGCUCAGCUUCCAGAUGACGUCAGAUGAGCUUCCCAAAGAAAACUGGCUGAAGAUGCUGUGUCGACAUGUGGCCAACACCAUUUGUAAAGCAGAUGCUGAGAAUCUUAUUUAUACUGCUGAUCCAGAGUCCUUUGAAGUCAAUACGAAAGAUAUGGACAGCACAUUGAGUAGGGCAUCCAGGGCAAUAAAAAAGACGUCUAAAAAGGUUACAAGAGCAUUUUCUUUUUCCAAAACUCCAAAAAGAGCUCUCCGGUUGGCGCUUAUGUCAUCCCACAGCUCCUCGGAGGCCAGGAGCCCUCCCAGCAGUGACAAGCAUGCAGUGAGUCGUCUGUCCAGCACAUCAUCCUUAGCUGGCAUUUCAUCUCCCUCCCUUGUCAGCCUGCCUUCUUUCUUUGAAAGGAGAAGUCAUACAUUAAGUAGAUCUACAACUCAUUUGAUAUGAAACUUUAAAACCAAUCUUACGGAACCUCAUACUCUAAUAAGAACUGACUUCAUGGUACUUUUUAAUUAGCACUUGAGAAGUUGGAAAGAAGAAAAGUAACACUAACCAAUGCCGUUUAUUUUCUUCCUGAAAGACUAAGUUUACCUCUUAUAUUUUUCAAGGUAAUCCAUGUAAAAAAUGUAUUGAUUUUGGUGUAAUUUAUCUUUGUUUGACUCCCUCAUUUAAAGACCAAUAACUUAAGUUAUUCAUGGUGAUCAGUAGCGUUGUAACCCCCCAAACAGUAAAUAAACUAUUUGCACUGGGUGGGUGCAAAAUACUGUCUAUUUGUAUAGUAUCUUUGAUGAGUUUUUGAACGUAUGUAUUUGUGUAUCUCAAUUUGUGCAAAGACUAAAUGAUACUAGAAAACCUCUGAUUAAGUUGUAGGCUUUUAUUCACGUGCAUUGGUUGAUGUAUUUAACUGCUUUUUGUAGUGUCUUUUCAAAUAUUUUCAAGAUCUAGCAUGUGGAUUUUUAGAAGAUACACCUUUAUUAAUGUUAGAGUACAAUGAUUAAGAUCAUUUGGAACUAUCUUUGCAAAUUGAGAUAAGGACAGAAAGAUUACAAAACAGUGUGUAUAUGUUGCAAAGGCACGUAUUGGUAUAAACUUUAUAGCUAUUUCAGAGACAAUUUUUUGUUUUAGCCACUUAGCAAAUCCUGACUUAGUCUGAUAGCGUAUUGGGUUUUAUUUCAAAGGAUAGCACCAUGGGAAGCUGGUGAAGAUUGCGUAUAUUCUUCAUGCAAUAGUUCCAAACUUGCCAUCACUUCAACUGAUCUGUGCGGUGCAGACAGUGUGAUCAACUUUGUAUUAUGGUCAUGUAAUUAAAUGUAAAAUUGGAAGUUUAUUGUAAAAUAUUUUCCAAACUGACAUUAUCUUUCACUGUAGUGUUUCUUAUAGUCAGAAGUAGAGAAUGUUGGAGUUCCUGUGAAUAAGUAUAUUUUUAUCUCCUACACGUUUAAGGGAGUAACUGCUUUAAUAGUUUAACUGACUAUAGGGGUUUUUU